AUGGAAGUCGAGCAGCAGCCGCAGGUGAAUGAAUCGGAAGGGCGUGUGGGCGACGCCCAGAGCGGAGGCCAUGGAGGAGACGCACAGGAGAAGGCCAAAGAGGCGAGUAACACGCUACGUGCACGAGAGAAGGGUGAACAGGUGCUGACUUUGCUGAAGGAGGGCAAGGAGAAGGUGGGUGCCUUGAUCAUACGCGAUCAGAGCCAGCGCGACAGGGAAGGGGCCAUACGCUACAUCGUCAAGGGGAUGGUCAAAGGAUUCCUCAUCUACACCGGCCCGCUCUGCAUAAUUCAACGCAAAAUCACACGCCCUACCGUGCGGCGAGGCGUUGCUGUGAGCAUCUUCGUGGGCCUCGUCCGGUCCUUCUACCGCUGGCACAAGUGGCUGCAAACGUUGGACGCGGAGCGUGACGAGCAGGGCGGACAACGCAACAGGCUGAUCGCGUCGGUGCUGCACCUGUUCCAGCAGAAGCUGCCGUGGAUGGCGAUCGCGGGUGGUGCCGCGGCGUGGAUCGGCCUCAAGAUCGAUCCCUCCCUUCUCAACUCUACGCUCGCUUUCUGGUGUCUGGUGCGGGCAGCUCGGUGCUUGCCUUGGCCGGAAUGGAAAUACGGCCCUACGGCGAUCAUGUGCUUCUCUGCCACCCAAAUCCUUUCCUCAUGGAUCGCCGCUCCCGAGGAUCUGCCGGAGGGAUACUUGCGCUUCCUCGACAAGCAGGGCAUGAUCAACGCCUCGAUGAAGAAGCGGCUCAUGGGCGGCGAACUCUUUUGCCACGUCACACACCCCGGCCGGACUCACUUCGCCUAUCUGUGGGGAUUCUUCACAAAGUGCCUACUGCUGAGCUUGCGAAUCUACGUGCCGCUCAACAUCAUCUUCUUCCUGGCCACACGCAAGAACAUGACCGGGCUCAAGCGAGCCGUGGAGAACAUCGUUCGGUCCACCGCCUUUCUCACCGCCUACUGCACACUGGCCAUUGCCACCGGGUGCUUCCUCUACUCCAACUUCUCCAUCAAGAUGACUCGGCCAAUAAUGAUGAGCCAGGCCUGGGUUGCUGGGCUGGCCACGCUCAUCGAGCUGCCUUCGAGACAAUCAGAACUCGCGGCGUACUGCCUUCCGUUCGCGCUGGAGACGAUGUACCGAUACGCGCAGCGCAUGGGCUGGGUUGUGGCCAAGCCCUGGAAGACCACGACGGUCAUCGUCCUCUCGGUGGCCGCCCUGAUCCACAACCUCCGCAAGCAGCCGCGACUCUUGAACUGGCUCUUUGGUGUCAUGUGA
Molecule: messenger RNA, 1272 nt
Organism: Acanthamoeba castellanii str. Neff
Lineage: Eukaryota; Discosea; Longamoebia; Acanthamoebidae
Exons: 8
Coding region: 1-1272 (423 amino acids)
Source: RefSeq, a predicted model, not a curated record